AUGUCGCUGCCCCCUGAAACCAUCCAGGUCAAGCGCAAGAUUGACCAUGAGAAUGGACCUGUUCACUUCCUUCGUGUCGACGAACCCAAGCGACAGCGGAGUGGGACAUGGCUUUACGAGCGCAAACAACCGAACCUAGGAAGCCCCAGCGUCGUUCAACCAUGGCGUCAGGAUGAUAUCCGACCGGUUAUUCACACAUCACGAACUGGCAACAAUAAUAUCCCCCCCAAUUCUGUCAUAGCCGCUGUAGCCACCGCAAGCUCCGAGUCAUCUGAAAAUGGCAUUCGUCCGGGACCUUCAAUGCCGCCAUCUACGCCGCUACCAGCAAGUACGGAUAUUAGACCUCGUCGCUUCCACAUGACCAGGCCCCCUUCAAAAUUGGCAUCAGCCAAUUCCUCGAACAGCCGUGUUGCCAACAAGGCGCGCUAUACGUCGGCUGUCUUUGUAGAGCGAGGCGCCAAGCGAAGGAGGGCGGCUGCUGUCGCUGCAGAGGGGCUCAGACUGCAAGAUACAGUAUCUACGCCGAGUCAAGAUGCUUCUCCCUCAGCUUCCGCCCCUGCAAGGGAUAGAGACGAUAGAAUGGAAGAUGCGGCGCCGCUGCGCUUCAAGCGGCCGGGAUUACGCAGAAAGGCGAAUGAGAAGGAACAGGGUUCCUCUGGUGGUGGGCACAAGGCGAGACCUCCGCUGCCACCGUCGCUUCUACAUCGGCAGCACGACGGAAACAUGGAACAACUUGCCCGGGAUAUGGAUGCUUACACACUGGAGCAUAUUGGCCUUAAUCUCGCCAAAAUGGAUGAGGACGAUGAGGACGACCGGUCCCUAGGGUCACCCGCCAAAUCGGCUUCGGUGACGCCCAGAAAAUAUCGGCCAAAGGCACCGGCGAAGAGAUAUGCGGAGCGUCACCCGGAAGCAGCUCCUCUUGCAAAGCCUGAAGACGACGUCGAUAUGCAGGAGAGCGACACCGAGGAUGACGAUUACGUGAUAGAAACCUACGUCCGCGUGCCUGCGAGUACACUGGCAGCCUCAAUCCCUGCUGAGCAAGUGGGCGUCUUGGUCUUCGAUAAUGAACCUGAUAUCGAGUUCUUCUACGGAGCUGAAAGCGACAGUGAGGAAGAACAUCAGGACGAUGACGACGAUUCGAAUGCUGAGGAUUACUACACGGCUGACUAUCCUGAAGACGAAGUCGAGUCUGAUGACGAAUACGACCGGGACCCAUAUCACUACCGCAACGGUAAUGCGUCCGAUCUUGAAGAGUUUGACGAGGACCACGCCGUUAACAGCGAUGUGGAGUCGACAACGAAUGCGGGUGGCAUUGAAGCUUUACGAUCCCGUGUAUUUGGCGUGCAGCGAUCCCGCGAUUAG
Messenger RNA from Phialemonium atrogriseum, 1362 nucleotides. RefSeq lists its product as uncharacterized. Gene Ontology annotation, cellular component: cytoplasm. Lineage: Eukaryota; Fungi; Ascomycota; Sordariomycetes; Cephalothecales; Cephalothecaceae. The coding region runs from base 1 to 1362 and encodes 453 amino acids. Gene Ontology annotation, biological process: protein import into nucleus. The transcript has 3 exons. The record is from RefSeq and is a predicted model, not a curated record.